Thermochaetoides thermophila DSM 1495 is the source of this 951-nucleotide messenger RNA. RefSeq lists its product as uncharacterized. Bases 1 to 951 code for a protein of 316 amino acids. Lineage: Eukaryota; Fungi; Ascomycota; Sordariomycetes; Sordariales; Chaetomiaceae. The transcript has a single exon. The record is from RefSeq and is a predicted model, not a curated record.
AUGGCUGCUCGACGAGCCGUACGAAGGGUGUCUCGCGCAGCCGGGCACCACUCAGCUCCAUCCCCCGUGCCCCCCACCUCCGAGCCCUCCUCCCGCUCUGCGAGUCCGUCCACAUAUGCUUCGGAUGCCGAGGAUGAGGUGGACAAAGAGCUCUCCAGCCUUGCAUCGAAGGCAAUGACUUUCUCCAGCCCCGCCAAUGGCGAGACCUGGGGCAAUAUAGCCCCUAAGCAGGCCACCAGCACUACGAAGCCGUUUCGGUUCAUGGACCUCCCGAUCGAGCUGCGCAUGGAGAUUUACAAGCAUUACUUCGACCUUGGGGACCGCGUUAUUGACCUCGACUAUGACAACUACAAGAUUAUCUACCCUAAGAUGCGCAUAUUUUGGACAUGCAGGACAAUAUACCGAGAAGCCUCCCAUGUCUUCUACAGCACACACACAUUUCGCAUCUUCCCCACACAACCAGGGCGCUUCUUUAAGACCAAGAGGCCCUUACUUGCUCGACUGAAGCCGUGGCAACGACAGAAACUUACCUCGCUGGAGCUGCGGCUGGGCCCCGGCUGGGCUAAGCCUCCAAAGGGCUGGGUCGUGAAUGACACCCUGGGACUUUAUGAAUGCAUCAAUGUUCGCAAGCUUACCAUCUUCGUGCAGGUUGAUCCCAGCGAUGGUUAUUUCAAGGGAUUCCGCAAGGCAGAUGGCUUUUACGAAACCUUUUCCAAGCAACUCUUGGACGGCGUGUUGAAGGAACUGCCUUCUCUCGACGAUAUCUGUUUUGAUGCUUGGAGUGGCGUCAAAAAAUCGGGCGCCAUGAUUCAGGGCUUGCUCCAAGUCGCUUCUAAGCAUAAGAAACGGGUCUGCUGGGGACCAGAAAUCGAACAGCACGAAGCGGGACAACAAGACAAAGAGAAGGCUGCACUGGCCCUGCUUGACGCACCGCUUAGGAGCAAGUGCUGA